AUGGGCACCCCGAUAAAUCGUGAAGAGAUCGACCGCGUGCUGCGACAGAAACGCAAUCAGCGCGAGGCUCGAGCGUGUUAUCCUUGCCGCCAGCGCAAGGUGAAAUGCGACAGCACUCAGCCCUGUCGAACAUGCCGUCGAAGGGGUCAUCCCCAAAUAUGUGUGUAUGAUCAAGAUUCCUCAGGGUCUAAAAAGUCCCGUAAUAUCAACCAAAGACAUUCCUCGGCUGCUCCUCGCGGACCAAAUCAGACAUCAGUCACUGAACAGGGACUCGAUGCCGAGCCACAAACUCUGCCCUCAACACGCAGUUUACCAGAGGUUCAGACGGAGACGAGGCAGUACUAUAGUGCUCGUAUCCCAUCUUCCGAUGGUCCCGAUAAUGACAUUGUCUACUCGGGCGACAACUCGGUAUUAUCUUAUUUGCGUAAUCGCACGCAAGAUACCAAUGGCUCCAUGACCCGUGAGGUGGGCUCUGUUCUAGGCCUGCAAAAUACUUACGGCAGCUAUCCGUUUAUGGACUUCCGAACGCCUCAGGACCGGUGGAGGGAGCUUCUACGAAUCAUCCCACAGCGAACGGAACUCUUGAAGUUUUUUCAUUGCUAUAAAAUAUCAGCCCACCCUUUCAACCCUAUCAUACUUGACAUUGAGAGAUUUGAGCAGGAUAUGUGUUCAUAUCUCAAUGCUCUUGCAGCAGGAGAGCUGCAGAACACUUCACAGAUUUGUGAACGUUGGGCCACUGAUCGGUCUGUCGGGAUGAUUAGCCUGCUACUUGCGGCCUUGGCUUCUGGUGCGCAUUAUUCUGAUCUGGAUUACAUGCAAAGGACCGAGCUAUACCAGGACUUCGCCAAACGAUCCUUUCAAGCUCUUCGACUAGCCAACUUUCUCUUCCGUCCGACGAUGGACAUCAUACAAGCACUCUUGAUCAUAGGGAACACUCUGCAAAACAAUGGCCAGUCUGAUGCAGCAUGGGCUUUGUUGGGGACAACAGUCCGUCUUGCACAGACAUUGGGUCUUCACACCGAAAAGAGUGUAGCACACCUACCAGACCAUGUCAAAUACAAAGCACGAAAGCUAUGGUACACUGUUGUUUGGCAAGAUUGCCUGCUCUGUUUAUGUUACGACCGGCCUCGUGUGGUCUCCAUGACUGGGUGGGCUCCAGAUUAUUCGAUUCUCUCCAGCAACGAACUUUGUUUUACUGAAGCCAUGUAUUUUCUAUGCCAAAUUGCGUUGAACAUGAUCACAACAGAUGGUCCCGAAAUACCGGAAAAUGCGCGACAGCUUGACAUUUUGGCCACGAUUGAUAGCCUCAAUCAACGCACUCAGCCACAUCUGCGUGACCGCCAGGAAUGCAAAAGCCUCCAACACAACCUGGAGCACCUGGCUUUGCGAAUGCAUAUGUCUCUAGCCAUUUCCGUCUUGACACGUCCAGCGCUGAAGCGCACUGUUAUGCAAGACGCGUCCUAUGAUAUUUUGCGCAGCCGCGCUAAACUGAGCCUGAUCGACGCUUCUAGGGCCUUUUUGGAUUUUCAGGCUCUUAGUGCUGUCCCCCUCCGAACCUGGUCAAUGGUGCACACAGUUCUGAGUUCCACUUUACUUCUCAGCAUUUGGGAGGAGACCCGAAAUGAUCCCGAGUGCCGCGAUUUACAGCAAAAGGUGAUUGAGGUCUUCUCUGCCGCAGGUUCAGUGGGCACAGUGGAGAACACAACAUCGGAGAACGGGCAAUGGCUAUCGGAACGGCAUAUACGGGCGUUAAUCACUCUGCGCAAUGCGGUUCGAACGGCAGUUGAACGUGAAAAGGGGGAAGCAAAUGUUGAGACAGAACGCGCGGAACAGCCCCAGCCAUUUUUUCCUGUCUAUGGUAUGCCGAACGGGAUCCCGGACGACUUCGGUCAAGACUUCUCACCAGCCAGCUAUCUUGACUCUAUCAUGAAUGUACCCAUGUUUGACUUAUCCAAAGAGCUGGGUUUUCUUUGA
This is a messenger RNA of Aspergillus luchuensis, 1974 nucleotides long. Its product is annotated as Zn(II)2Cys6 transcription factor. The record is from RefSeq and is a predicted model, not a curated record. Gene Ontology annotation, biological process: regulation of DNA-templated transcription; DNA-templated transcription. NCBI's taxonomy places the organism in Eukaryota, Fungi, Ascomycota, Eurotiomycetes, Eurotiales, Aspergillaceae. Gene Ontology annotation, molecular function: zinc ion binding; DNA-binding transcription factor activity, RNA polymerase II-specific; carboxy-lyase activity. The transcript is spliced from 6 exons. The coding region runs from base 1 to 1974 and encodes 657 amino acids.